GUUUGCGACCCGCCAACAUCAUCCAGUAUCUCUUUGGACUCUGGUAUUCCAGUAUCCACCGUACAGUGAAGUACAGUUUGUAAGCGUAUCACAAUGAAGUCUCUGGUGUUGUUGGGUUUGACCACCCUACUGGUCUUGAGUUCAGCGGCCGAACAGAAGCAGCAGGCAGCGGCCGAAGAAGCGAAACCAGCGGAGCAAGGUGAAAAGCGCCAUGAUAAGCGUGGUCUGUUCGAGCAUGACUUUGGCGGACAUGACUUUGGUGGACAUCAUUUCGAGUCGUACGACCAUGGACACCAUCAUGUGGAUCUGCAUCCACACCACGAGAAGACGCUGACCGUCAUCAAGAAGGUCCCCGUCCCGUACCCAGUGGAGAAGCACAUCCCGGUGCCAGUGGAGAAACACAUCCCAGUCCCGGUGAAGGUUGGAGUGCCAAAGCCCUACCCAGUCUACAAGACCGUCCACUACCCAGUCAAGGAGAUCGUCAAGGUGCCAGUGCACGUCCCGGCUCCGUACCCAGUGGAGAAGAAGGUCCCAUACCCAGUCCAUGUGCCGUACGAUCGUCCCGUCCCGGUGAAGGUGUACGUGCCCGCUCCUUACCCAGUCGAGAAGAAGGUCCCAGUCCCGGUGAAGGUCCAUGUUCCGGCUCCUUACCCAGUGGAGAAGAAGAUCCAUGUCCCGGUGAAGGUUCCGGUCCAUGUUGAGAAGCCAUACCCGGUUGAGAAGGUCGUCCACUACCCAGUCCAUGUUCCAGUCGAUCGUCCAGUGCCGGUCCAUGUCGAGAAGCCAGUGCCAGUCCCAGUGGAGAAGCCAGUGCCGUACGAGGUCAUCAAGAAGGUCCCAUACCCAGUGCAUGUCCCGUACGAUCGUCCAGUGCCGGUGCAUGUCGAGAAGCCAGUGCCAGUCCCGGUGAAGGUCCCAGUCCCACAGCCCUACCCCGUGUACAAGCACAUCCCGUACCCGGUCGAGAAACACGUCCCAUACCCCGUGAAGGUCCCGGUCGAACGUCCCGUUCCAUACACCGUGGAGAAGCACGUCCCUUAUGAGGUCGAGAAACCAGUGCCGUACCCGGUCAAGGUUCCGGUCCAUGUCCCAGUGCACCAUCAUCACGAAGAGUACCACCACGAUCAUGUUGAGCUUGACCUGCACCACCACCAUCACUAGAGAUAAACGUAUUAGCAUUGUGAUAACCAUAGGAAUACCCUAUACCCUUCCUUCCUUACGACAUGAAAUCUUCUCCCUAACCCCCACAAAAACGACUCCCAUUACCUCCGGUAAUAAUGCCCGUUAUGUAAUAGCUAAGUGAAUCAUCGGAAUCUACACAAGUACCAACGCCACAUUGACACCACACCGUAACACAAAACGCGCACACAGACACGGUAGGUGCAUAACGACAUAAACCGAACAAUAAUUUAACUCACUCGAUGAGUGGUAUCGAUCGUCGAUUUCAGCUCGAUUGAUAAGCAUAAUGUUUAGUGGUAUAGCAAAACGCAACAAUCGCAUGCGCCAAACGCAAACAGCAUGCGGCAAAGAUAAGCCGGCCAGGAGAGAAAGCUUGAUGGAAACAUUUCAUAAUUUCUUCCCCAUCACAUAAAACUUUAGCUGCGAAACUGCAAAACCAGAGCAAAAACGCGGUCAAAACGAAACGAACCAACAAUCGAAACCACGACCGCUUGCUUUUGCUCCCAAAAAAUUGUUAGGAUUAUUGCCGGUUGAAGAGCGAAGAGAGUGUUGAACUAUGGUCGAAAAGACUUAACUAAUAUGAAACUUACGAUGAAAGCGGAAGAAACACAAAAGAAAAGUUGAACAACAACAAAAAAACAAGAAAAUAAAAUCAUUGUUGAAACCAAAUAA
Molecule: messenger RNA, 1851 nt
Organism: Anopheles funestus (African malaria mosquito)
Lineage: Eukaryota; Metazoa; Arthropoda; Insecta; Diptera; Culicidae
Product: skin secretory protein xP2-like
Exons: 2
Coding region: 94-1161 (355 amino acids)
Source: RefSeq, a predicted model, not a curated record